Molecule: messenger RNA, 2998 nt
Organism: Octopus sinensis (East Asian common octopus)
Lineage: Eukaryota; Metazoa; Mollusca; Cephalopoda; Octopoda; Octopodidae
Product: neuronal acetylcholine receptor subunit alpha-10-like
Exons: 11
Coding region: 473-2074 (533 amino acids)
Biological process (GO): chemical synaptic transmission; monoatomic ion transmembrane transport; nervous system process
Cellular component (GO): neuron projection; synapse; postsynaptic membrane
Molecular function (GO): transmembrane signaling receptor activity; acetylcholine-gated monoatomic cation-selective channel activity
Source: RefSeq, a predicted model, not a curated record
GUCAUGUCUGAUUUCGUUUCGUUUUGUUUCUUCCUUUGCUCUUAUGUUUCCUAAGCUAUCAGUCUGCCAGCGUGCUGUUCGACUGGAUGGUUGGAACGUUCAGUAAAAAGCAUGCUGCCUGGUUAGUCGGUUGAUUCAGUGAAUGGCUUGCUGGCUGCAUUGUCGGUCGGUUUUUAGUUAAGCUGUGUUGAUUUACCAUGUCGCUUUUCAAAUGGCAAAGAUACAGGAAUAGUAAGUUAACGUAACAAAUCAUCUAUGCAGAGACAUUUUUUUUCUUUUCAUAAAAAAAGGAUCGAGCAUUUGCUUUGUAAGAUAAUGAAAGAUCAUAUGCGGCUAGAAGAUCGGGUAAAUAAAUCAACGAUACAGCGAUGCAACAAAGCGGUUCGAGAAAUUAAGGUAUAUGGCCGUAACAUCCCAGACAUCAGAGCUUCCAAAUCGGUUAUCAUGACAAAAGGCACGCACACCUACUGAAAUGGAGUUUUGGGCAUCCAUAACAUUGACAAUAUUUUCGCUAUGUCUGCCUUCUUCGUCUGCUGACGAUGUGGAACUUUCGUUGGUUAACAGACUCUUAAAGAACUAUGAUAAGAGGGUUCGUCCAUCUUUGAACUCGUCAGAAGCAAUAAACGUCACCUUCGGAGUGGCAUUAGCUCAGAUAAUCGAUGUGGAUGAGAGAAACCAAAUACUUACAACAAACUGCUGGCUCAAUCAGGUUUGGUUGGACGUUAAUCUGCGAUGGGAUCCUGACAAAUACAAUGGUAUCAAAGUGGUCCGGAUUCCUUUUACAGAUGUCUGGAAACCUGAUAUACUACUAUACAAUAAUGCCGACGUGACUUCUUAUUUUUCUUCAUUAAGUUCAAAUGUUAUCGUUACAAGUGAAGGCAACGUCACGUGGUUGUCAAUGGUGAUAUUCAAAAGUUCGUGCAGAAUAGACGUUCGUUACUUUCCUUUUGAUGAGCAAAAUUGCUCGAUGCAGUUUGCUUCGUGGACUUACGACGGUUUCCAGCUGCAGCUGCGCAUGAACUCUGAAGAAGGAGAUAUCUCCAACUACAUCCGUAACAGCGAGUGGGUCCUCAUUAAGCUUCACGUUGAAUGGAAUUUAGUCUACUACUCUUGCUGCAUUGAACCUUAUCCGGAUAUCACUUACUAUAUUCAAAUACGUCGUAGACCUUUGUUUUACGUCUUCAACAUGAUUCUUCCCUGUAUUCUCAUUACGUUAGUGGCACUCCUUGGUUUCUAUAUACCAUCGGAUUCUGGCGAGAAAGUUACCAUGGGUAUUACUACACUGCUGUCCAUGACAGUAUUUAUGAUGCUUGUGGCCGAAAAUAUGCCGCCCACGUCAGACGUUUUGCCACUUAUUGGUAUCUACUAUGGUAUCACCAUAUCAAUUGUAUCAUUUGCCACGGCCAUGACAGUAUUCACCUUAAAUAUUCACCACAAGGGAGCACGAGGACACGAAGUUCCCAUCAUCAUCAAGAAGAUCUGUUUCGGUAUUUUAGCGAAGAUUUUCUGCAUGCGUCUGGAGAAGCCUAACAAUAAGUCAUCAAACGUGGCUCACCUUUCCGAUAUGUCAAGUUCCAGCGAGAUUCCAGAGAUGUUUGUGCCGUGCUCCUCCCAGUCUAACUCAUCCUACAUCAGAUUCAAACUGUCUAGCCAAGAAGAGAGCGAUCAGAACGCAAAGCCACUACUGGAAAUGAAUCCCACACUUAGCCAGCAACAAUCGAUGAUUCGAGAAACACGCUUUCACGGGGAUCUAGAAACCAGCAAUGGCGGUAUUCUGUCGCCCAGAUUCAGUCGGCUGCGCGGUUUGCAAAGUCGCUUAACGUCGCCCACACAUUCAAGUGAUGACUUUGAGAGACAGUUCAAAAGAGUCCUUACAAAAGUUUAUCAAACGAUAGAGCGAAACGAAAUACGUCUCGCGGAACAAGACCGCAGAGAUGUUAUAAAAUUGGAAUGGCAGCAGGUGGCGCAGAUAGUUGAUCGUCUGUUCCUCACUAUCUUCGUAUGCGUUACAAUACUUAUCACCUGUAUUGUCAUGUUCAAAGCUCCUCAUUCAACUGAGAGUCUUAUCAGUUGACUCGUAUAAGGAUUUUAAAAAUGGACAAAAUUCACAAUUAAUUCGCAGUGAUAAUGACUUGUGUUUGUUAAAGGUGGCAAUACGGAUAAGUGAUAUAACAAAUGUGACCAUAUAUCUUGGAGUUAAAAACGGGACUAUUUGUUAAUUUUGUCGUUGAAUAUACAGAAUUAGUAAGAUAUUCUGAUUUCUUGCAAAAAGCGAGAUAAUUUUCGGCUAUGUGAAGCUUACUAUAUGCAGCAAAUAUUGACAAAAUGACAAAUAAUAUACAGUGAUUUAAUAGAUAAUUAUGAGGGUUCUCCUCAAAAAUGUGACAUGAUAUUAGUCUAAUGUUUUAUUGGCAACACUGAAUAGAUGCUGUUUUUCAAAACAACAGAAAAAAAUAGUUGUAAGAAUCACUAACGAGCUUUACUAAAAUUAUUUUUUGAAAAACAAUUUACAAAAAUUACGAAUAUCUUUCAAAUUUGAGAACUUUCUUACUUAAAUCUUAAUUUUCUAAUGAGUGUUAACUCUAUAAAAUUAUACAAGAUUUGAGGCUUUAAAAAUGAUUAGCGUUUACAAUAUAUAUAAAUAUAUAUAUAUAUAUAUAUAUAUAUAUAUAUAUAUAUAUAUAUAUAUAUAUAUAUAUAUAUAUAUAUAUAUAUAUUGUUUGUGAGACACUGCUCUUACAGCAUUUAGUUGACAACCUGGUUUGUCCUGAGAAAUAUUGGUCACUACAGUUUGGUCACUCUAGGUAUACCCUUCGUCUUACAAUCUAUAUCAAACACUCAAUUUUUUGUCACUCGAUGGGAAUAUGUAUCGAUAAUGGGAACACAAGGAAGGAUAUCUAGUUAUGAAGAUGAAUCAAAGGUUGAAGAUAAAAUUUUAAAAUAUAUUGCUUUUCAUUAAAACAAACAAUUCAACUUAGAUUUGAAAUUCUAAAUAGAA